This is a messenger RNA of Lasiosphaeria miniovina, 3711 nucleotides long. RefSeq lists its product as uncharacterized. The transcript is spliced from 2 exons. The record is from RefSeq and is a predicted model, not a curated record. Gene Ontology annotation, cellular component: cytoplasm; cytosol. Gene Ontology annotation, biological process: ubiquitin-dependent endocytosis. Gene Ontology annotation, molecular function: ubiquitin protein ligase binding; protein-macromolecule adaptor activity. Lineage: Eukaryota; Fungi; Ascomycota; Sordariomycetes; Sordariales; Lasiosphaeriaceae. Bases 256 to 3363 code for a protein of 1035 amino acids.
AGUCUCUGUUGCGCCGGCUGUCAGCGCCCUCGACCUUAUUUCCCGCCAGCACCGCGCUAUCGCCGGCCAUACGCUGCAUCCCCUCGCUUCGUAUAGCAUUGCCUCGACCGCGGGCAUGUUGGACGCGGGGGACUUCUCUGUCCCCUUCAUGCCCGGCUGCUGUGUGUUGAGCGCCCAAGCCCGUUCUCUCCGCCUGCCGCCUUGCCCUGCCCAUGUCCUGCACUGCGGGCUUGCCCAGCCAGAACCGCCGCGUAUAUGUCGUUCCGCUUCGGGCUCUUCUCUAACCGGGGCGCUAUGCCUUUUGUAGGUUCCGAACACGACCGACUCCGUCCCCAGCCCUAUUUUUCGUCGGCUCACGGCUCCGUCUACUACACCCCCGGGAACCCCGCCGCCGAGCGAAGGCGCCGUUCAAUAGCCAGCCCGGGCUUCCCAACGCCGCUGAUCCAGCCCCGCCAGCGCCGGCCCCACUCCAUUCAUAUCGUCUCGUACCCCGCUGGCUUCGUUCCCCGCGACCUUCGACCGAGCCCGCCCCAGUCCCCCAAGAGGCCGCCUGGGCGCGAGGAAAAGAAGCGGGAGAAGAAGAGCCGCCAAAAGGAGGAGAAGCUACUAAAAAGGGCCGAGGAUAAGGCGCGCCGCGAGAAGGCCGAGAAGACUGAGAAGCGGAGGUUGAUACGUUCGCUCCCACCCAGCGGGGAACGUGUCGGUAGGGCGCUCGAAAAGCUGCUGUCUGUUUUUUCCCUGACGCCAAAGCCGUCGUCGGCCGUGUCAACGACGCCCACCCCACGGGGCCAGUCCAGGCCCUCGAGCUUCAUUAGCUUCGCUCGACGCCUCUCGCGACUGGAGCCAUCAACCGUCGAGGAACCAGUAUUUCACGACAUCAUCCCCCAGGGCCCCGUCCAUCAAGAGUCCGUUCCGCAAGACCCCAACCCUCGAGAACCCCCCAUCCCGCAAGGCCCUGCUUCCCAAGACUCCGAGACCCAGCCCAACAUGACGGCUGCGCCACGGCCCUUCACUAGCGCGGCGAUGAGUGCCACAAAUAGGAAUAGUAUUAUAUCAAUACGAUCUACCAAGACCAUGAUGAGCUCGUCCGUUACAGAGGUGCCGAAACCUGUUGCCUCGGGCAGCGGUUUAUCGUGUUCGAUCAUACUAGCGGAGCCUAAUGUCUUCCUGACAGGCUUCGACCACGACGGCCACACGCGGCAGGAGAGCCAAAACUCCACAGCCUUGCUGCGAGGGAAGCUACAGCUUAACGUGUCAAAGAAUGUCAAGAUCAAGUCUGUGACCCUGAAGCUUGUUGGGAAGGCUAGGACCGAAUGGCCCGAAGGCAUCCCCCCUCUCAAGGUGGAGUUUUUUGAGGAGCAGACAUUGCGGGCACAGUCUCUUGUCUUCUUCCACGCCAUGCACGAGGGAAUGUGGGAGACCGAAUACGGCAGCCAGUGCUCCUUUUCGGUCAAGGCUGGCAACACCCACAGCAACAGCCUCAGGAACUCGUUCUACUCGAAUACCUCGAAUGGGUCCCUGCACGUCCUCAACAAGAACCGAAACACCGGCACGCUCACCGCCAAGGAGCUCAAGCGGCUGUCCUUGCAAUCGGUCAAUUCGCGCAGUUUUGGCAAGGGUGACUCGCCUCUUGCCAACCAAGUCCAGGCCAAGGGGUACAAGAUAUUCUACCCCGGCACCUACGAGUACUCGUUUGAGCUGCCAAUCGAUCAUCACCAGUUGGAGACGACGAAGCUGCAGUAUGGCUCGGUGCGGUGGGAGCUCGAAACGACGGUUGAACGUGCCGGCGCUUUCAAGCCCAACCUCCACGGUGCCAAGGAAGUUUCGGUUGUCCGCCUCCCGGACCAAAUGUCACUCGAAAUGUCGGAGCCCAUCUCCAUCAGCCGGCAAUGGGAGGACCAACUGCAUUACGACAUCAUGAUCUCGGGCAAAAGCUUUCCCAUUGGCACGAGAAUACCCAUCGCAUUCAAGCUCACCCCGCUCGCCAAGGUCCAAGUCCACAAGCUGAAGGUUUUCGUUACCGAGAGUAUCGAGUAUUGGACCAACGACCGGCGAGUCACUCGGAAAGACACGGGCCGGAAGAUUCUCCUCUUGGAGAAGACAGCCGGGCGUCCUCUGGACAAGCAGUUCGAAUCAAGCGAAGUGCGUAUGCUGUGUGGCGGGGAGCUCGAGCCUGACCGUCGGGCCGAGGCCAGGCAGUCGGCAGCGGCACGGAGGAUGAUGGAGGCGGCGAGAUCGAACACCGCACCCCAGCCUUUACCUGACCCGAGCGAAAACCUCUUGGGUGACUUGGACUUGGGCCUCGAGUCCUUCUGGGGAAGCACGGAAAUCGAGAUGAAUGUCCAGAUCCCCACCUGUGAUAUGAUGGCGCGUGACAAGUCAUUGCGGUUGCAUCCGGACUGCAGUUGGAAAAAUGUCAAUGUUUUCCACUGGAUCAAGAUCGUCAUGCGCAUCUCGCGGUCGGACCCCGACGACCCAACUGGAAGGCGUCGGCGCCAUUUUGAGAUCAGCAUCGACAGUCCGUUUACUGUCCUGAACUGCCGUGCUACGCAGGCGAAUACUUCGCUGCCGCAGUACAGCGGCCGCAACGGGCCCGCGGUCGGGCAACGGCAGCAAAGGUCAUGCGGGUGCUCAGACGCCGAAGUCAUUGACAAAAGCCCGUCCAGCUCGGCGGCGCAGCUUCCGCUGGUUGAACAGGAUGUCCUGAAUCCUGACGGCACUCGACUUCGCCUAGAUUGUGUGAACUCGUCCAAUCUCCCAAGCCUCCCACAGGCUGCACACAUCCAAUCCUCGACAAGACUCGGGGGCGCCUCGUCGAGAUUGGGAAAUUCUUCCAGCCGGAGCCGAGGUCAGAUGCUGCCGAGCCCCAUUGAACGGGACCGGCCCAUCCACCUCCUACGGCAGCCGUCGUUCAACCCGCCAGCAUUCGAUGCCGACGACCCACCACCCCCCAUACCGACUGAUCUACUGACGCCGCCACCAAACUACGAUGUCAUCAUAGGAACACCGAGCGUCGAUGGCUUGGCGGAUUAUUUUGCCCGCCUGGCCAUGUACGAGGGUCCGAGCCAGGACACCUUACCGAAUGAUGGUGAUACGGCCGUGGGAGGCGGUGAAGUUGACGGGCUCCUUGCCGAAAGCGACCCUUUCGCCAGCCUAUAUGCCGCGAGCCAGUUAGCUGUUGCAGCCGAUGAUGAUUCCUCGGACAGCGCGGAUGAGGACCCAGCCAGACCGCAUCGGCGCGGAAGAGUAAACAUUGCGAACCCGAGAACGCCUGGAGGUCGGCUCGUCCCGAGUAGGAGUUUGGAGAUUGAGCGGCCCGUUGUCAGGCUGGAUAUGACUGGAGUGGUGAGACGUGGUCAGUAACCUGACCGAACCGGCAAAAGACUGCCUGACCGACCUGCAUGAGAUACGGAUCACAAGAUGGCGUUUUCGGAUGAGGGAUUUUGGGCAUUUUGCAUGCAUUGGUUGCAAGGCUAAGAUCAAUAAAUCUGAUAUGGGAUGGAUGGGAAAAGCUGCCGCACUGGCUGGUUACAAGGGACUGCGAGACGUAUGAUCAAAAUAGACCUGGGACGGUUAAACGGCAAACGCAUCAACGACUGAUUUAGUAGCGAGCACACGAGGCAUGGCGGGCGGCAGGCAAACCACAUAACUGAUAGCGGCAUGACUGAUAGUUAGGCGGCUUCAUGGUAAUCACCUUGGAUUCUUGGAUGG